Messenger RNA from Molossus molossus (Pallas's mastiff bat), 1710 nucleotides. RefSeq names its product mitogen-activated protein kinase 15 (gene MAPK15). Gene Ontology annotation, cellular component: cytoplasm; nucleus. Gene Ontology annotation, molecular function: ATP binding; MAP kinase activity. Gene Ontology annotation, biological process: intracellular signal transduction; protein phosphorylation. The record is from RefSeq and is a predicted model, not a curated record. The coding region runs from base 1 to 1710 and encodes 569 amino acids. The transcript has 14 exons. Lineage: Eukaryota; Metazoa; Chordata; Mammalia; Chiroptera; Molossidae.
AUGCAGGCCUCCCGGCGCCCACCGGCGGGCGUGCACGCCGCCGACGUGGACCCUCACGUAGCCCAGCGAUACCUGCUGAAGCGGCGGCUCGGGAAGGGGGCCUACGGAAUUGUGUGGAAGGCAGUGGAUCGGAGGACUGGCGAGACUGUGGCCAUCAAGAAAAUCUUUGAUGCCUUUAGGGAUAAGACAGAUGCCCAGAGAACGUUUCGGGAAAUCAUGCUGCUCCAGGAAUUUGGGGACCAUCCAAACAUCAUUAGGCUCCUGGAUGUGAUCCGGGCAGAGAACGACAGGGACAUUUACCUGGUGUUUGAAUCGAUGGACACGGACCUGAACGCCGUCAUCGGCAAGGGCAGACUGCUGAAGGACAUCCACAAACGCUACAUCUUUUACCAGCUGCUGCGGGCCACCAAGUUCAUCCACUCAGGACGCGUCAUCCACCGGGACCAGAAGCCCUCCAAUGUCCUCCUGGAUGCCAGCUGCCUGGUGAAGCUCUGUGACUUUGGCCUCGCCCGCCCCCUGGCUGGCCUCCCUGAGGGGCCUGAGGGCCAGGCCCUGACAGAGUAUGUGGCUACACGCUGGUACCGGGCUCCGGAGGUGCUGCUGUCCUCAAGCUGGUACACCCCCGGGGUGGACAUGUGGAGCCUGGGCUGCAUCCUGGGGGAGAUGCUGAGGGGGAAGCCCCUGUUCCCUGGCACAUCCACACUCCACCAGCUGGAGCUGGUCCUCCAGACCAUCCCGCCACCAUCUGAGGAGGACCUCCUGGCUCUCAACUCAGGCUACAGCACCUCAAUUCUGCACCACCUGGGGGCCCGGCCCCGGCAGACGCUGGAGGCCCUGCUGCCGGCGGACACGCCCCCAGAAGCCCUGGACCUGCUCAAGCGACUCUUGGUGUUUGCCCCUGACCAGCGGCUUAGCGCAGCCCAGGCUCUGCGGCACCCCUACGUGAGGAGAUUCCACUGCCCAGCCCGUGAGUGGACACUGGAGACAGACGUGCGGCUCCCGGUGCACGAAGGAGUCCAGCUCACGGCCCCCGAGUACCGCAACCGCCUCUAUCAGAUGAUCCUGGAGCGCGUGGGCAGCAACCGCAACCGGAGGGAGAAGGGCCCGGGGGAGGCCCCACCGGGGGCAGAGCCUAGGGCCCCCCUGCCCCAGGCGUGCGCAACCAAACCCAGAGCCGCCCCCCUGCUGCCCCCCGGCUGGCCCGAGCAGGACCUUGGACAUAGGCCUCAGAACAGCCCCGGUCACGAUCCUGCUCCCGACCCCCGCGGCGGAGCCAAGAACAUUCCCAGGCAGAACUCGGCCCACCUGCUCCAACGUCCGCCCCCAGGAGGUCGGGGGAGAGGGGAAAGGCCCCUCGGGACGACGGCGGAGUCCCCCUCCGCACCCCCGUGGGGGAAGCCCCGCGUGCAGGGGGCGGUGCCCUCCCUGACCUCGCAGGCCGCUGCCCAGGUGGCCAUCCAGGCCCUGAUCCGGAAUGACCGCGACCCCGGUCGUGGGGUGAGGGCGGCUGGCGCGCGACGGGCCCCUCCUUCGCGUCCUGGGGAGGCUCGGCUGGAGCCCCGGCCCGGCCGGAGGAUGUUCAGCGCCUCGGCCUCGCAGGGGAUCCAGGGGGCAGCGAGGGCCGCACUCGGGGGCUACUCCCAAGCCUACGGUACCGUCUGCCACUCGGCGUUGGGCAGCCUGCCCCUGCUCCCAGGACCCCACGUGUGA